AUGGCCGCGCCCUUGGAGGUUGCAGAAGGGCGCGAGCAGGGGCGGGCCAGCGGAGCCCCAGAACACUUCGCUUUCUGGAUCUUCUUCCACCAAACCGCUGAGUACGAACUUUGUCCUCCCCGUUGCGCCUCUCCAGAGAGGGCUGAGGAGUGUCCUGGUUCUUAUCUUCACCUUGAAAAGAAAAGAAAGGGACUUGUCUUUGAUCUCAGGCAUUUAGAGGUAAACCUUCCUGGGAUGCAAUUGAGGAUGGCCCAACCCAAGCUAUUAUUCUUCUUGCUCCUUUGUCUCUUGAAUAUGACUUAUGCAGACCUUAGCUCAGGAGAGCCCAAGGUGACAAGAGCAGUGAAGGAAGCUGUUACCCUUUCUUGUGACUAUGAGAUUCCUGAGAAGGAUAGACCAUAUUAUCGAGUCUACUGGCAACAUACUAAGAAAGUGGUACAAGCCUAUGUACCUGGGAAAAGGGAUAAAGAUCAUUUCAUAUACCCUUCAUAUGUGAACAGGACUGUGAUGGAGAUGUCCAAUAACCUCUCUGUCAUGAUCCUUUCUCUGCAAGUGCCCGAUGAGGGCAUCUAUGAGUGUAUAGUUCAGAAGCUGAUAGGAGGACAGUACAAGCGUGUCCACAAACAGGAGGUGCAACUGUCCAUUAGAGUUGACUUCCCAGAACCUAAUAUCCAGGUGCAUCAAAUAUCACCUUCUGGUUACUGGAGGAUGACUUGUUCAUCUAAGCAAGGUUAUCCACAGCCCAAGCUCUCCUGGGUGAAUAAUGGGAAAGUACUAACUUCCUUCAAUACCAGCAUUUUCCAAGAUCCAGUCACUAAGCUGUACGAUAUUGAAAGUGAACUCCAUAUCAAUGAAACCAACAAUUCCCUUUAUAUCUGCUCAAUCCAUUAUGGGGAUUCUCAUGUGUCAACAAAUGCCACCUUACCAAAAGGACAAGACUCUUGGAGCCAAGCAUCCAUCAUUGCCCCAACUCUGACAAGCAUCAUCAUUUUCUUAAUAGCCAUGCUGCUUCUAGUAUACAAAUGUUUUUGUAAACAUUCAGGAGGUGGCCUCUAUUCUGUCCCACAAGAGCUCACUGCAGUAACCACAACAGAAGAGGGAAAUGACAUGCAGUCUCCAGUAGCCCAUGUUAAUUCAGCUACAACAUCAUCUGGCAGGGCAGCCAGUGUGUGA
This is a messenger RNA of Gracilinanus agilis (Agile Gracile Mouse Opossum), 1173 nucleotides long. It is a transcript of the gene CD80, whose product is annotated as CD80 molecule. Gene Ontology annotation, biological process: T cell costimulation; immune response; positive regulation of T cell proliferation. Bases 1 to 1173 code for a protein of 390 amino acids. Gene Ontology annotation, cellular component: external side of plasma membrane. The record is from RefSeq and is a predicted model, not a curated record. Lineage: Eukaryota; Metazoa; Chordata; Mammalia; Didelphimorphia; Didelphidae. The transcript has 8 exons.